This is a messenger RNA of Amoebophrya sp. A25, 2379 nucleotides long. The record is from the annotation of a GenBank genome assembly. Lineage: Eukaryota; Dinophyceae; Syndiniales; Amoebophryaceae.
GUUGUUUUAUCCAAAAAACUUUCUGCAACUUCUUGUGCUGAAGUAGAUUGCCUUUUUCUAACUCGGCGUCGGCCUGCAUCAAAUAUUCAAAUAUAAAAAUGGUUCUAUCACAGCCCGCAGGUGCGAUGUGUGGUGUAUUCUUGCUGCACAGUGGGCUGCUCACUUGGUGCUGGCAUGAAGACAUUUUUCAUGCACCUACACCGUUAGAAACCUCUACCGCCUUCCAAUUCUGCCUACUUCUCGCCAUUGUCGUCUUCAAUUACUCUGCUACAGCGCUCUCGGAUCCGGGGUGUCUUCCUACCGGCGAUGACUCAAGCUCGACCGCUGCUCCCUUAAUGCAUCAUUCGAUUACGUCCGGUGUUCACGAUGAAUUUCACCUGCAGCAUUAUCCGUCAACGCAGGAACUACAUCAAGAUGGAAGCGGACGAGGAAGCGGAAACAGCAAUGCACCUCCGAACCCACGUAACGGCGCCCCCGUCCUCAAUCCGUGGUGCCGGGUCUGUCGUACCUACAGGCGUCUACGCACCAAGCACUGCCGUGAUUGCGGGCGCUGCGUCCGAACAUUCGAUCAUCACUGCCCAUGGAUAGGGAAUUUAUGAAAACACUGCGAAGACCACGACUUAACUACACUACAUAAGCAAACAACAACAAAACUGUCCUCGCAGAGUCGCAGCAGUCACUUCAUCCAGUGGACAGAGAGUUUUUCGUCUCAUUUGUGAAAUAGGUUUCUUGACUAACUAAGGUUAGCAAGGUUACUUAUUCUUAUUCACUCCAGAAUCCUUGUUCUGACACAAAGUAGUGCUCGUGCUAGCAGGUGUAGGUAUCGUACAACUCGGUGGAAGACUGGAAGUGUUAGCAUACCACAAACGACGCGCCCUUCCCCUACGUAAAUGAAGUAGUCAGCUCUUAAUGCGCAUGUGUGGGCGAAGGGAAUCGAGCUUUUUUCUUCGCUUUCGUUUUUUGGCAGCUCGCAGAACUCUGUUUUGUUGGAUGGCGAGCAUUACUGCUUUUGGAUAGCGCAGUCUUUCGAAAAUUUUCGGACGCCUAUCCAUCUGACGAGGACCACUACAAUAACUCUGCCGCUGGUGGAGACGUGAGUUCUAUGCAGAUCGCGACUCGUGCACAUAUACAUGAUAACGCUGUAGGUGUGUGGUCUUCAGGAGAUCAGAACAAUUCCCUUAGACGAACGUCGUUGCAACCAGAGCAAGGCAUGUCAAUGUUGACUACCUCUCCUGCAUCGUCCUUGUUGGUACGAGGACACCUCGCGCACUACGACAGGAGAAGUAGAGAUGGCAAUAUUAAGUCGCCACCAGCGCCAGCCAAUGGAAUGACAUACUUGCGAGCGUUGGGCGGCUACAGUUUCGAUCAGGACAAUGUCGCGUUUGCCACGACUCCUGCAGUAGACCCGCCAGCGGGCCAGCACUUUUCGCUUUUGAUGCUCUUCCUAGUUCUUUUCGUGUUUGCGGUGGCGCUCCUGAUGCUAUUGGGCACACAUAUUUACCUCAUCUCUGCAAAUGUGACGACUUGGGAAAUGCUGAAGGGGCAGCGCAUUCCCUAUCUGCGGGCCGCCGCAGAAAGCGCGCGUGCUUCUCAAGGCCAGACCGUUGGCGCAAACAGUUCUAGAAGAUCGGCAGUAAUGCGUGGCUCACCAUUCAGUACCGGAAUAGUGUCGAAUUGGCUUACUUUUUUUCUUCCUGGACGCACACCGCUCUGGCGAUGCAGCCGACUUUAUCGGAAAUUCGUUUUCCUAUUUUUUCGUCGCAGUGGAGUAUCCAGUCCCGGGAGAGGACAAACCUUACGAAGGCCACAAGACGAUGACAUUUUUGAUGAGAACGGUGCAAUCGGUUCCGAUGGACUCGCAUCAGGCAGCUCGACUGAAGACCACCGGCAGCGUAAAAUACUCGAUCAAAGUACUCUUGGAGGCGUGACUCCUGUAACAAGAACAUCCUCGUCUCCAUGGAAGGGAGAUCAUUAUCACCAACUAGUUGGCGGUGUUUCAACCAGCGCCUCUUCGCACUGGAGUGGCGAUAGCCACAGUGUUCCCAUUAGUCCAGCAUGUGACUUGGAAGUAAAAGAGUCAACUCCGCCUUAUGCUGGUGCAUCAUCAGAAAAAUCUAGUCCAUCGAACAAUAUCCUCGCUAACGGUACUAACGACGUUGAUACUAGCUGUCGUAGUACACCCGCAGUUCAACUGUUUUCGGACGAUGCAACAUUUUCUCUUGAUCCCAGAAGCUUGCUAGAAGACGACCAGGAGGCGUCGGGAUCUCCUCGACUGAGUUUGCGUGAUCGACUCAAAGCAGGUGUGACCUCUGCCCUGGCCGCGUGCUUUUCGUCGUGCGUCUCACGACGGCAGCAUCAAAGACAAGGCAGUUCUGGUGA